AUGGCUACUAGACUACAAAAGAAAUUAGCAGGAGAGGCUAGUGAAUACCAAGGAGAUAGUUCGGACUCUGAGCAAACCCCUGAGACAAGGGAAACCCUUAAAUAUAAAAUUGAAUUGAGAAAAUUAGAAUUGGAGGAUAAACAAAGAGAAAGCGAGGAUAAGCAAAGAGAAAGAGAAAGGGAGGAUAAGCAAAGAGAAAGGGAGGAUAAGCAAAGAGAGAGAGAAUGGGAGGAAAAACGAUGGGAAAUGGAACAAGAGAAGGAAUUGAAAAGAAUGCAGCUAGAGAAGGAUAAGGAAAUAGAACUGAAACGAUUGGAAUUGGAAAUAGAGAAAUUGGCACUGUCUCAACCACACAUUAUUAACCAAGAAGGGAAUGGUAGGACUGAAGCGUCUGAUCUACUUCUGAAGAGAUUCCCAAAGUUUAAUAAAGAUGAUGAUGUCGAGAUGCAGCGGACUGAGCUCGCACCACUUUUGAAAAUGCCAUUGUGUCCAGGGGAUUCUUGGUGCCUGAUUGAUUAUAAGUGGUUCAAAAAGUGGCAGAGAUACGUGGGUUUUGAACGCUGGGAUCUGUAUUAUGCAGGAAAGCCUGAUUACUACCCAGGACCCAUUGACAAUGCGAAACUUUUUGAAGAUUCAGAAACUCAGACUUUAAAAAAGUAUUGCAUGGAUAAAGUGGAUUAUGAGGUGAUUCCUAUUGAAGCCUGGAAUAAGUUAGUCAAUUGGUAUGGCUGUACAGAGGGACAGAGACCAAUUGAGAGGAAAGUUGUGGAAUAUGGCGAAUAUUUCAAAUACUGUAGAGUGGAAGUUUAUCCUUCAGAGUUGAAGCCAUCUCAAAACAAUGACUCUACUGAUCAUAUAAGCUCUUAUUUUGACCCAGCAGAAAAUUCUGCUAAAGAUGGAGGAAUAGUAAACCUCCAAAAGAAAUUAUCUGAAUCACAGCUUGAAAUUCAUUGUGUGGCUGAGGUAAAUGAGUCACCAGUGGCUGAGAUCCCUGUUCAACACCGUGGUGACACAGGAAGAGAGCAAGCUGUGGUAAUGGGGGAUUUAGAAGUGCCAGCCAUUGAUGAAGAUGAUUUGCUUGAGCACUCUAAAGAGAUGAAUGUUGGUAUAAGGAGUCAGAAGUUGGAGGAAGAUGGCAGUUGUUCAGGACAGACUUUGCAGUCCAGUACUACAAAGGGCAGAAGUCUGGAUGCCUCUUCACAGUCUUCAACUGACUCUAUCUGCUCAGUAGUUACCUCUUUGGUCACCGCAAUUACAGAGCAUGGUCAGCAGGUGUGGCCAGAGGAAAAUUUACCUCAGGAAAACACCAAAUUUAAUCCGGUUAAGUUGCUGUGUGCAGGAGAGCCUAAAGGACCGGUGGAAACCUGGAAGGAGGACAGAGCAGUGACCGGUACCUCAAAGAACACCAUUGUGAGAGGAAAGAAGAUGGACAUCUUGAGCCUGUGGGUCAUCGCCAAUCGCAGCGAACCAAGAAACAAGCGGAGAUUGGUUUGCAACGGAGUGAGUUCUGAGGACCACUAUGCAACAGAGAUUGGUACUUUUAACCAUCAGCAGCUUACUUUCAAUAUUCUACAAAAAUGCUUGGACUAUGUUUCGCAGGACUUCUUAAAUGACUCUUGGAAGUUUCGCAAAAAAACAUUUUGGGACAGAGAGAGUUCAUUGUGUUGCUGGGAAGGACGAGUGUAAUUAUCCCCAACAACAUGUUAACCUCUGGAAUGCUCCGCAGAAGGAAACAUCGAUGAACUGUGCCAGGUGGCAUGAAGAAGAUCCCUAUGAAAUGUACUGAGUAUCGGAAGAUGUUUAGUCCAGUGUAUAAAUAAAGACUUGGGGAAUAACCUUGAAUGAAAAUUAAACUGUUACAAAUAUGAUUUAUGGAAAAUGUAUUUUUAAAAUGUCUUUUGAUUUGAGGUUGUGAAUCUUAACAAUGGGAAAGAUGAUCAAUACGUUUAUGGUUUGUAUGUUGAAUGGUGACAAUGUCAUAACUGUAUGGUAAGAUAUGGACGUGCUAUGCGUAUAUGCAACAGUGAAGGUUUGUAUUUUAUGAUUUAUGUAUUGUAUCUAACUUUGUGUUUUAUUUCAGGAAUACUGUUAUAUAUGUAUAUAUGUAUGUACUAAUUAUUUUUGCCAUUCUAGGCAUAGAAAAUGCAAAAAUAAUCUUUCUAAGGGGGGAGGUGUAGAGAAGCUUUGUGUUAAACAGAGAUUAUUGAUAUGAUUUUAUUUAUUUGUUUGUUAAGGGAAAAGGGAGUUAUAUAUUAGCAAGGAAAAGCCUAACAUGGAAACUAGCUGGAAGCAGCAUUUGGUAGGUUGCCAUGGUAACACAGCUUCCCUUGGGAGAAAAGGGGCGUGGCUAAGAUGACAGUUAGAGCAUAUUCCCUUUUAAAAGUUCAGUUGCUAUGAGGGUUUUAAAAGGAGUUGCUGUUAGGGGUUUGAGAAGAAGAGUUGCGGUUAGGUUUUGGAAAGAUUAGGAGCUGUGGAAAUCAGCUAAGGACGGCAGCUUAUGGUCACUCAGGGGAAAGGCUGGGAAUAUAAGCUGACCGGGGGAGUUUAGUAUACUGUGUUGAAGAGAAGUUAUUUAAGAAAUAUCCAUUCAAGAAAGACUACAUUGUAACUUAAGAUCCGGAACGUUUACUGAUUGAAACCAUACGCUUAUGUACCAAAAAUAAACUUGAAUUUUGUUAUUGUUCAUAAAGAUAAGUUUCCUUGCCUCUCUGUAAGCCUGUUACCUCACGUUGGUGGCAGUUACCGUACCUAUCUAUAUAAGUUACCGUACUUUCCUAUAUAAGUUACCAUCUUUACUCAUUUAAACCCAAUCAAUUCCGUUAUCCUUCCUUAUCCACUAAAUCCUCCCUGUCAUACAUUCACACAUCCUCCACCCCUCCCUCUCAUACGCGCGCACAUCUCCUCAAUAAGAAACUGGUAAAAAUGCGCCAAAGGCCCCCAAAUGUAGCCAAUAGCCAAUAAGUCUUCUAAAAUCAUUUGGAAAGAACUGCUGGCAAUUCUGGGGAUCCAUAUUAUGAUGAGUACCUACCUUCAUUUUCCCACCUCUCUUCAUUUUCACAAUUGUGCCAUAUCACAAAUUUGUUCUUCCAUGAUUGAACUUCCACAUACCCAUGUGACCCUUGCCUUCCCACACAUCAUCUACUCCACUUUCAUGAUUAUUAUUGUUUUUAAGCAAUGUCAUGGUUAGCUCCCUCCAAAUCAAAUGUUAUAUUAAAAUAUUAAUCAAAUAGCUUAGGAAUAGAGAGGGGGAGAAUGAGACAGGAGGAAAAUCCCAUUUCCUGAUGUUGUGUCACUGUUGACAUGUUGGCACAGAAAUGGAAUGGACCCAUUGUAUGAGAUAGUUGGAAAUGCUGUAGGAUUGCCAGCAAUUGAUGGGUUUUUUCCUGUCAGUAAUGGGGGAGGCUAAUCAUCAGAAGGACACAAAAUAGAAGUGACAUGUGCACAACAUAUUGUGAUGAUGGCCCUGCUUCAAUGCUGCUUGUCUGCCUUGUGUCAUUAAAAUUCUUAGUUACUUUUCAGUAAGUAGGGGUGCAUUUACAGUGUAGAAUUAGUGCCGUUUGACACCACUUUAAUUGUCAUAUAUCAGUGCUUUGGAAUAAUAGAAGUUGUCAUUUUAAAAAGUAUUUAGCUUUCUCUACCAAAGAUUGCUUAUGUUUCAGCAGACUACAAAUUCCAGGAUUUGUUACUGAUCUAGAAUUUCAGUAAUCAAUCAUAUUUAGAAGCAAGAAAAUUGUAAAAAUUCAAAAUACUUCCAAAUGAGAGCAACACCUUUCCUAUCCAGUCAAAAUAACAGUUCUGAUAUAGCUUUCUCUAUACAGCUGUUGUUGUUUUUGUUUUUUUUAAGGAAAGGUAAUAGUCAAUGAGGCAUUAGUAUAUGGAAAAGUGACAGCCCCUUUCCUUUUAAGAAUUUUAAUAUGUCCACUAGCCUGAGUCAAUGUUGUCUUUCACUUAGAGUGGAAGAACAUGUCUGGCUGAUGCAGCAUUUGAAAACUACAUUUAAGAAUCAUCUUUUCUAUUCACCAUUCUAUGGGCUUAUCUGGCCUGAUCUGAUUUAACAAGACAUCCUGAAUGUUCCAUGAUGAGAAGGGAUCAAAACUGAAUGUGUCGGAGUUCUGCUAUGUUCCAGGAUGCAGAGGCUCAGCAGACAUAAGAUAACACAGUGCAAAUAAACAACAGAUGGCCAGUGGCCCUAAUGCUGUGUUGUGGAAGAGCAUGACAGGGAUUUAUUCCUUCAACCUGCAGAACAAACCUUGAAGAGGCUGAAACUGCAGAAAUGUAUGACCCACAAGCAUUAUAAGUAUUCAGUAAGGAUAGAUGGCAUUGCAAAAUUAUAAUGCAGUUGUUUCCCUUCUUGCUUGGAUAAUACGUAAGAUUCAGAAUAAAUUCCCCUGAGGGAUUCUUGGAUCAAUCCAAGGUCUUUAAUGUGCUACUCUCAGGAGAUGCUUUCUCUUCUUCUUUUUUCCAAAAAAAAUAUUAAAAACGCAGUGAAAAUAUAACUGAUUCUCACAAUGCUCUUAUUGAAAUAGUUUGGUCUUUAAAUGCCAUGGAUUUUUAUCAAGCUAACUCUGGUAACAUGAGAUGUAACAAGUCUGGACCUUGCUCUUGGAUCACGUGAUGCUGAUGGUUUUAAUUGUGUUUUUUUUGAAAACUAGCUUGGGGACCCAACGAUGCCCAGGUUAUUAGAAGUCACUAUUUUUUUUGGGAUGUUAGGAAAUAUCACUUAAGUUUGGUCCAGAUCCGUCAAUGGCUGGGUUCAGUGCUGUCUGGAUAAGGGCAAACUACAGCUUCUAGAUUCCCAGGACAAUCACCCCCAAAGCAGCAUGUAUGCAGAAUUGGGCAUGUUGGAUCUGUGUGCACAGUUGGCCAUGUUGGGGCUGUAUGGCAAGUUUGGUUGAGAUCUGAAGUCAGCUGGGUUCAAUGGGAGCGGGUGAACUACAACUUCCGUAUGCAAGUCCCAUCAUCCAUGGUCCAUUCUCCUCUAAACAAUGCCAAGAUGUAGGGUGGGUCAUGGGUAGUCUGCGUGCCAAGUUUGGUGGAGGUCCGAUGUCAGCUGGGUUCUGUGCUGUCUGGAUAAGGGUGAACUACAACUCCCAGACCCGAGAUAAAUCAAACCAGUUGUGUAUGCACAGUUGGCCAUGUUGGGUCUGUGUGUCAAGUUUGGUCCAGAUCUGACGUCAGCUGGGUUGAGUGCUUUCUAGAUGCAGGUGAACUAUAACUCCCAAAAUCAAGGUCCAUUCCCACCACCCCCUGUAGUAUAUUCAGUUGGUCACGGGGCUUCUCUGUGCCAAGUUUGAUCCCAAUCCAUUGUCAAUGGGUGUCACAGUACCAGGGAAGGUAGUGCAAGUCCCAUCAUCCGUGGCAAGUGUAGUCUAAAUCCAUUGUUGGUUGGGUGAGCAGUACUCUCUGGAUGUAGGUCAAGUACAAUUCAUGUAAAUCAUGGUGUGAAUUCUCCCCUAACCUCUUGUUCAGUUGCUGAUCAAUUCCUCUGUUCACUGUGUGCCAGGAAAUGGUAUGAAAGGGUUAAGGUAGAGGCAGUGGGCGGGGGCAUGCAAAUGAAGGAACCCUGGGAUGUCCAUUUUGGAGGAAAAACAGAACAUCUAGGAUGAAAUGGGUCCCCGCAUGGAAGCCUUCACUUGGGUGGGGGCAGAAUGGUGUUUGUGGAGGACACGGGCAGGGUUUGGGCUGCAUGUUCGUGGCGCUCACUGUAACCUGCAAAGUGAGGUGAGGGAGUGACUUGGUGGCUCCACAGCACUGGAAACUAUAGCCUGUUUAUGGAGGCCAGAGACUGGCUGUGUGAGUGAACACCCAUGCCACAUACACACAUACAGAUUUUUCACUUUUAUUAUGAAUAUAGAUAUAGAUUAAUGUGUAUUUUAAAUGACUUUUCUGUAAUUCUUUGUAAUUGUUUUAACGGCAUUGAAUUAUUGCCAUGUUGCAAGCCACUCUGAAUCCCCUCCGGGGUGAGAAGGGCAGGGUAAAAGUAUAGCAAAUAAAUAAAUGUGUGGGUUAUAUAGCUCACAGUGUUUGCAUUUUGUGACCAGAUUCUUUAAAAAAGAAAGAAUCCCUAAAAAUUUCUAUCUUGUCCAAUUUGAAUAAAGAGCACUGUUGGAUAGAGCUUAAUAUUUAAAGUACGAAGGAUAAAAGGUAUGGGGCAUCCCUGCAGGAAACCUCUGAAGGCAUUUUGAUCUGCUUCCACUGCAUAUUCAUAAGAGCCUAGGAAGCUGAUUUUUACUCAGCCAGACAACUGGACUACCUUCAUCAGUAGUCACUACUGAGGUCUUGUCAAAAGAUGGAAAGAACCAAGCAGCUAUUACAGGGCAAUAUAGACAAAUUAGGUGUUUGGAGCCUUGGAACUCUCCCCCAGCAUGUCUGUGUGAGCUUGGAUCAGAAUGAUGGGCUAGAAAUGAAAUAACAGAUGAAGGAGCAACAAAUUAAAUACAAAGGUACAAUAGCCUGCAGCACGGAAACCUUUAUCAAUGAAUCCAUUAUCAGCCCUGCAACUUUAUAAUGGUACUAACACUCUUAUCCUGUGCAUUAUUAGUUAUGCCAGUAAUAAAAGAGUGAUUGCAGCAGAAACAGUGAUCCAUUGUAACCCGUUAUGAUAAGGGAUACAGCAGCAUGCCUGCAAAGUUGAUUGGUUGAGAGGACCACAGGAAGAUCUGGGAGAAUCUGAAAUCUAGCACUAUUUAUGUUAUGGUGUCUUAUUGGACCCUCUGCUCACAAUGGAGGCCCAGGUCUCUGCUGUGAGCAGAUCUGCGUUUUUCCAUCUACGUCAGGCUAGGCGACUGGCUCCCUACUAUCUAGGAACGACCUGGCGAUGGUGAUCCAGGCGACGGUCAUCUCGAGGCUCGACUACUGUAACGCCCUCUACAUUGGCCUUCCUCUGUCAGUGAUCCGGAAACUGAAGCUGGUGCAAAACACGGCGGCUCGUCUUCUCGCCGGGGUGCCGGUGAGGUGGCAUAUCACCCCAAUUCUUCAACAGCUGCACUGGCUACCGAUUGAGUACCGGAUUACUUUCAAGAUACUGGUACUAACUUUCAAGGCCUUACAUGGUCUGGGGCCAGCGUACCUGAGAGCCCGCUUAUCACCCUACCAACCCCAGAGAUUACUUCGGUCCGAAGACCAAAAUUUGCUUGAAGUCCCUAAUAUACGGACUUAUCAUUUGUCUUCCACUAGGCAGAGAGCCUUCUCGAUUGUAGCCCCUCAAUUAUGGAAUGCCUUGCCAGUGGAAACUCGAACCACCCGAGACUUACUUGCCUUUCGGAAAGCCUGCAAAACCUUGCUCUUCCGACAAGCGUUCAAUGGGUGAAAGACUCGGGGCUAUGUCUGUUUUUAUUGUUGCUUUUAUUGUUGCUUUUAUUGUUUUUAUUGUUAUUUUAAAGCCAAGUGUAUUGUUUUAAUCUAUUUUUGUAAACCGCUCCGAGCCAAACCGGGAGUAGCGGUAUAUAAGUUUAAUAAUAAUAAUAAUAAUAAUAAUAAUAAUAAUAAUAAUAAUAACUGCAAAGCAUUCCCCAAAUUACCCAUUUCCGUGUUUAUAAAUAAGUAAAGUAAGAAGUAGUAUAUGUUAUGAACAUCUUGCUUAUACUGGCCUGUUCAUAAGUGAGUAUGGGGAUGUGAAUUUGCUUGAAAUUAUUCAAGAUGGCCAAAAGAGCAGGUUCUGAGAACUUAUCAUAUGGACUGUGAUAAUAGUGUACAAAGCUGCCUUCCAAAAACACCAAGCCUUUUGAAUAAGGAUGGACUACACUAAGUUUUUCAUUGAAGGAAGCAAUGAAUAACUUUAGAAAUGUUCUUCUUCUGGGAAAGUCUUCAAGGGCCACACAAUUUGUAAAGCCUAUUUUGAUAUGAUUGUAUUGCACAGAAAACAUUAUGGGUAGAAAUAUUAUAUUCUAUAAAUCAACCAUGUGUGAGUGUUAUAAAGAGUAAGAGACCAAUCAUGACAUUUUAUAUGAAGAAAAUUAUAUUCAUGUUUAGAAAUGUUAUUAUGUGCACUGAAAAUGCUGUUUUCUGGGUGAAAAAAAUGUAGAAAUUUUGUGCAGAAUUAGUCCUGAACUAUGAAAAUUCCCAUUAAUCCGGGAUUAUUGUCAUCAAGGUUUUGCCACACUUUUGUAUAACUUGUUGAAUAUUUAUUGAAUUUUCUAUCUAUCUUUACUUCUCUGCUAAUGAGUGCUGGUUCAUCACCAACCCACAAUUCCAUAGCACUUAUCUAUGGCAAUUAAAGUGGUGUCAAACUGCAGUAAUUCUACAUUGUAGAUGUAUCCUUUGUACAACCUGACCUGGAGGCUACAAUAUAUGCUUGUUCACUUCCUGUAUAAGCAAUCAAACCUUCCCCAAUGCUUGGACUGGUAAAUCUGUCAAUUGGAGGCACUGUAGAACAGCUGUCAUUGUGUACUUAUGAAGUUUCUUUGGACAUAAUAGAGUAGAAGGUUGGGAAGCUGAUGACAAAGUACUCAGUGGUAGCUCUGUUUUGGGACCAUGAAUAGAUCCAUGAUCUGCUGGGCAAAUACAAUAGCAACUUUCUCAAAUGAUUUUAUGGAUUGUUCCAUUGUACUUGUAGUCAUUUAAAACAUAUGAGUCCCCUUUGAGGAGAUAAAGCAGAAUAAUAAUAAUAAUAAUAAUAAUAAUAAUAAUAAUAAUAAUAAUAAUAAUAAUAUCUCCAAUCCUGUGUCUAUGGUGCAUAUAAACAAAAAAGUUUGAAAGUGGACUUUCACACACUUAAGAUUUCCUCAUAUACAUUUGUUUCUGGAGCCUUGAUGGAAAUAGCUAGUUAUUUGCAUUUCAUUCUGCUUUCUUUCCAGUGAUUACAGUAGGAUUAUAACUUGAUUUGGGAUAGAACUAUUGCAGUACCAGUGACUCCUCCAGUGAUUUCCAUCAUUACAGUUGUAUUACCUGAGUAAAUUGAGAUUGAAUAUCACAUGAUCUGAGAUUGUAGCAUUCAGACUUUUUUAAAAGGAAAAAUAAGGCAACUUUCUUAAACUAUCAGCAAAAUUAUAACUAUACUGGAUAUAAGCAGCUAUUAUUAAUUUAUUACUAAAACUUAUUAGAGCAGAAUUAAAUACUUACUGAAAUAUAACUUUCUGAACUCUGUGAUUUCACCCUACCUCAAAGUGAAGAGUUUCUUUCGGUUCAAAUUAUAGUUUGGGAUCAGGAUGUGUAGUCCACUUGGGAACAGUUCAGAAUAGAUGGCCACAUUCUUUCUUUUCCUUUUUGAUAGGAACGUUUUAAAUUUUAUAAAUGUACUCAUAUGACUGCCUAAACUUGAAAUGUAUGUAAACUGAAUGUAGGGGAAAGUGAAAUGGACAGACAUGCUCAGCCAGGCGGAAGGUUUUGAGUGCUUAGCUCUCAAAACUUUGACUUUGAAUCCAUAUCUAUUCUUCUCAGUCAUAUUUGUUGAAAUAAGCUAAAUCUGUUUAGCUUUUUUUUUUGAUAAGAUCUUAUGAAAAAUUACAAAUCCUGUCACAAAUGGGAUGAAAAGAAUGUAAGGCCUUUUUUUAAAAAAAAGUUGGAAAAACAAAUCUGCUAGAUUCAUUUUUUUCUUGUAAUAAUCUCGUAUAUUGGAAGUUCAUAUUAGCAAUACUAAAUAAUUUUUCAUUAUGAAUAUCCAUGACAUCUCCAUGUCAAGAGAAUGUGAGAUAAAACAGGAAGACAAUUUUCUAUAAAACUUGCUUUCUCUGAAAGGCAGUGGAGGAGGAUAGAGUGUGGGUUAUGGCAUAGUUUUGCUGCAUUCCCUAAAAUAUGUUUCCAGUCCAAACCAGUUUAAUCAUGCAAAUGUCAAGAUACUGGAGGGCAGAAUAAUCACCCAGAGAUUUCCUUGAGAGUAAAACUUUACUUCAUCUCUCCUUCUCUCCUAGAAAGGGAAUAAGGUCGGGGGGGGGGGGGGGAAGAAGGGGGAAAACAUUUCAGAGAAGAAAGAAUAAAAUCCUUACCCUAAGAAUGAAAAAUAAAGCCCCCUUUUCAUGAAAAAAGAUAUAAUGAGAAGAGAAAAUUGCCUCUUUUCAUUGCAGUCUAGAGCUUGACCUCAUGCUCUGUCUUACAGUCUCCACUUCUCAUUAUCAUCCUAAGCUAUGCUUUCUUUUCCUCCAAUCUUUUCAUUUAACCAAAGUAAAAUUGCAAGGUGAUGAUGAGGAUGCUGGGUUCUCAGAGACCAAUUCCUGUAUUGCUAGUCAUUCAGAGAAGAGAAUAUUUUCAAAGUUAUUCACACUGCAACAUUAAUGUACACUGUUAGCAUGUCUGUCUGGCCACAUACUGGUGAUACAUAAAACAAGACAGUGCUUCUCCAAGACAUGCUGCUAGACACAGAACUACUAACUGACUACAAAGACCAGAUGAAGUAGCAAGAUGACAAAUUAUUUUAAUGUAAUGAUGAUUAGAUCCAGGGUCAGAGGUUUUUCCUGGUCAUUCAUCUUAGCAACUGUAGGAAAGACCUAUUCAUGGAAGACUAGAAACAUAGUCAUACAGUUCUCUGUUGUAUAACUCUAACUCAAGCUAAUUCUUUUCACCCUUCACUGUUAGUUUUAUCAUAGAUGUAUGGAGUUGUAAAGGUGAUCUAUUCUAACCAGAGUUACCUUGUCAGGCACGUACCAAGGUAACUUGUGACAAUCACCAGGGCCAACUCUAGCAAUGUUACUAAACAUGAUACUUUAAGCAUCAACCAUAAUUUCUACAAGUGUGUGAUUUGAAAAUCAUAAAGCUAACAAAUGAAACAAUAUAUUUCUGGUUCAAAAACAGGUUUUCCAAGCUACACGCGCGCGCACACACACACACACACACACACACACACACACACACAAACUCAGCCUUAAAAGACCUACAACAGAUUUGGAACAGUAGUCUCAAGAACACAAGUUAGUUUCAUAAAGAAAAAAAAAUCAUUUUCUUAUCAAGGCAGAACACUUUUUCUAAGAUAUCUCACAUCUCCUGUAGUCUCUGUUUUGGCCUGACCCUCUCUCCAAAUAGACGUCGCUAUCCUUAUUCUUUUCAGCAAAGGGGAAAGGGAUGGCUUAGCCACAUGUCACUGUCACAACUCCCAACAGUUAUGGAGCUCUGCCCAAGUACCUAGCUGUCAUGUCUGCUGACGUCAUUACCUGCGUGGCCAGCAAGAAGGAGAGAGUUGAUCUACCUCCUCCUUGUUUCCCAUGCAAACACUUCAUUCUGACACCAGGCGACACAACAGGUAACAGCCAAGUGCUCACAUUGAGUUUCAUGAUCAAUAGGGAGCAGAUGCAGUAAAAGAGAUGACAAGAUGACAUCCCAGUGGAGCGAGCUAUAUACUCUUCACCCAGUUGACUCAUUUGGAUACAGUGGGUUCAGCUGCAUGCAUCAUCACCACAGUCACUCCAGAUCCACUCAGGCCACUGACUUAAGUAACCAGUAUAGAUGUAGUGCCAGGAAAGAAGAACUAAUACUAUAUCUACAGUCAUUAAUACAGUUAGGCACCAUUUUAACUGCCAUGGAUCAAUGCUAGUGGAUUAUGGGUGCUGUAAUUUUCCAAGGUUUUUAGCCUUCAUUGCCAAAGAGAGUGGAUGCAUCAUCAAACUACUACUCCUGUUAGGGCUGUGCAAAUCUUCGGAGAUCCAUUUUUAUUCGUUAAUAUAAAUCUCUGAAUUACUAAUUGGACUGGAACUCUUCAAAGUAUUAAGAAUCAAAACAGAAGCCCCCAAAAGUUUUGAGGAGAUUAGUAAAAAAAUGUUGUUUCUGAGAGUAUUCAAAAGGUCCUUCCUUAUUUCCAAGAAUUCUGCUCACUCCAGAAGAACGAGGGCUCCCUGUGUUUAAGCUCCAUUGUGAUAAGGGGAUUAGGUUAAUCACGUGUGCUUAAAUUGAAAAAAAAAUCAUAAAAAUCAGUGGAAGACAGAAAUGUUCUGAAACAGCAGGCUUAAAGUUGUAAAUGUUGCCUACAAGUGUGCCAAAUGUAAUCCUGAUAACCAUAAAAAUGACAGAAAAACGAACCUUGAAAUUUUCCCCAUUGCCUCUAAUGGAACAAAUCAUAAACCAAUUACGAAGUUUCAGAGAUUCAGAGUACUAAUCGGAAUGGGAUCCCUCCAAAUCUUUGCAAAAUGAAGUGGAGGCCAUCUGAAUCCCUGAAAUAAAUUACUAAUUGGAUUUCAGCCACUUCACACACAACUAGCUCCUAUGAUUCUGCAGCAUUGAGCCAUGGCAGUUAAAGUGGUGCCUACAGUAUAGAUGCACCAAUAGUCUUUGAAAGCUUACACUUCUAAUUUGAUUCUCUCAGUCUCUAAGAUGCUUCAAAGUCCCUUUGCAUAGGGUUGUUGUGUGUUUUCUGGGCUGUAUGGCCACGUUCCAGAAGUAUUUUCUCCUGACGUUUCACCCACAUCUAUGGCAGGCAUCCUUAGAGGUUGUGAGGCAUAUGGAGAAACUAGGCAAGGAAGGUUUAUAUAUCUGUGGAAGGUCCAGGGUGGGGGAAAGAACUCUUGUUUUGGAGGCCAGUGUGAAUGUUGUAAUUAAUCAUCUUAAUUAGCAUUAAAUGGCCUUCCAAGCUUCAUUUCCUGGCCUGGGGAAAUCCUUUGUUCAGAGUCGUUAGCUGCCUCUAAUGGAUUCAUGUCUGGAAUUCUUCUGUUUUCAGAGUGUUGCUCCUUAUUUACUGUUCUGAUUUUGGAGUUUUUUAAUACUGGUAGCCAGAUUUUGUUCAUUGUCAUGGUCUUCUCCUUUCUGUUGAAAUUGUCCACAUGCUUGUAGAUUUCAAUGGCUUCUCUGUGUAGUCUGACAUGAUACUUGUUGGAGUGGUCCAGCAUUUCUGUGUUCUCAAAUAAUAAACUGUGUCCAGGUUGGUUCAUCAAGUGCUCUGCUAUGGCCGACUUCCCUGGUUGAGUUAGUCUGCAGUGCCUUUCAUGUUCCUUGACUCAUGUUUGGGCAAUGCUGCGUUUGUUGGUCCCUAUGUAGACUUGCCCACAGCUGCAUGGUAUACGGUAGACUUCUGCAGAGGUGAGAGGAUCCCUCUUGUCCUUUGCUGAAUGUAGUAUUUUUGUUGGAUUUUCCUAGUAGGUCUGUAGAUAGUUUGUAGGUUGUGUUUUUUCAUCAGCUUCCCUAUGCGGUCAGUGGUUCCCUUGAUGGUAAGAACACUUUUCCUCUGGGUGGAUCUUUCUCUUUACUCUCACGGCUUGUUUUUGGCCUUGUCGCUCUUCUGAUGUUUGUGGUGGAGUAUCCAUUAGCCUGUAGAGUCCAGUUUAGGUGGUUUAGUUCACCUUGGAGGAGGUGGGGUUUGCAGAUUCUUUGUGCACGGUCUGUCAGGGCUUUGAUUGUGCUUCUUUUUUACUUGGGUGAUGGUUGGAGUUUUUAUGAAGGUAUCUAUCCAUGUGUGUAGGUUUUCUGUAAACUUUAAAUUUGUUGAUUGGGUUUGCGGAUGACUAGAACAUCUGGAAAUUGCAGUUUUCCUUCCUUUUCUUUUUCCAUGGUGAAUUGGAUGUUUGGGUGGAUGCUGUUGAGGUGGUCCAGGAACUUGCUUAGUUCUUCUGACUCAUGUGACUCCAGCCAUGAAAGCCUUCGACAACACAUCCUUUUGCAUACUUUUAUCCCAUGUUUUUAAAUUAUUGUUUUAAAAAAAUUCUAUAGUUAAACACUAUUUUAAGGUUAAUUUUGAUGUUUUUUUAAAUGUCUUGGUAGGCUUUUUGCAUCUCUGUCUUGAGGAAGAGGCAGGGCACGAAUACAGUGAUAGUCUGAUGAAUGGUAGUUGACUUUUUUCUACCUCUGAAUAUUCACUUUGAAAGAAGAUGGCCCCUGUAUCUGCUAAAACAUUUGCAGAUCUAUCUCCACAUUCUAUGCUGUAGUAAUGCUGUAGGAAUUGAGGUUAAUUCAUUGCCUGCCUAAAAGAUCGGCUUCAUGUACUUAUUAUAAGACGUUAACAAAACCCAUUCUAGCAAAUACAUUUUCCAUACUGACAUGAGCUUUUAUUGUUUAUUCAUGCUUACUGUUGUGGGGAACACCUUUUUUCUCUGAAGAACCUGUUUAUAUUGCUUUCUAAUUUUCCAUUUCAAUGACUUUAUGACUUGUCCUUCAGUUUUGCUCCAUUUUCUCUUAUGGAGGAGUUUCUUUUGUUCAGAGGAGAGGCGUUCCAUUGGAGAGCAAAGUACAAGCCUGAUCUUGAAAUUACUUGAGGUCAAAAGAAGAAGGAUAUUUCCAACUGACUCAUUUGUAACAGGUUUGAAACAAUAUAUUUAGCAAUAAGAAAAAUAUGUCUACUGAAAGAGUAGCAGAUUUUGUGUAAUAUGAAAGAUUAACUGCAUUGUGACUUAGAUUUUCAUGCACUAGAGUGCACUUUCAUAGACGUAUAAAAAUUGCCCUACACAGAUGAUAAUUAGAUGAGGGUGAUAUUAGAAGGUUUGGAGUUUUACAUCCUCAUGCUGGAAAUAAAUACAGGGAUUUUUUUUCUUCUUCAAUCUGGAGUGACAAAUUCUAUGCAGCUCAUAUGAAUUUUGUAUGCUUUUACUUGCUAUUCUGUUCUUUCCAUAUUAAUUUGCAUUAAAACCCCAUCUCAAAAUUAUUUUAAUUAAUUGUAAACUGCUCAGAAUCUCACAGAACUAAGGUGUGAAAAAUCUGAUGUGUAGCUAAAUUUUAAUCUGCACACUAGGACAAUAGGUCCAGACUAAUAGAUGUGAAUUGUCUACUGGGAUGCACAAAGUCCUCUACUAAUACCACUAACUUUAAAUGAUUGUGUGCUUAUGGUCGCCACCAUAAGUAUACAAGUCUUCUGCAGUGGUUUGUCUAACCAUUUGGAAAUAGCAAAAAUGUUCUCGAUGAAAUAUCUUGGUUAUUAUUGUCGAAUCAAAGAACUUGGAAAAGUUGGUUUUGGAAGCUAUAACUCCCAGAAUCUCUGCAAGCCUCUACAAAUGUUAGUCCAAAAUAUAUCUUUUCAAUACUCUCAUAUAUUAGGAAAAAGUGAAAAUAUUGCUGGGAAAAUGAAUUGUUAUUACUAUUAUUAUUAUAAUAUUUAUUUAUACCCCACUUUAUAUCUCAUGAAGGAGACUCAAAGAGGCUCCUUGCUUGUUCUCUUGUCUUAAUGUGUCCUGAAAGCAUAUUGUAGAGCAUAAUUUGUAUCUCACCAAAGAACCUCUUCUCAUAACAAAGAAGGAGCAAGCUUGUAUUCUGCAGGCCUGGAGGCUAGGACUCAGUGAAAUGGGUUCAAAUUAAAGGAAAGGAGAAUCCACCUGAACAUUAGGAAGAACUUCCUGACCAUGAGAGCUAUUCAACAGUGGAACUUUCUGCCUUGGAUUGUGGUGGAAGCUCCUUCCUUGGAAGCUUUUAAACAGUGGCUGGAUGGGCAUCUGCUGGGGGUACUUUGAUUAUGCUUUUCCUGCAUGGCAGGGAGUGGGACUUUGAUGGCCCACGUGGUCUCUUUCAACUCUAUAAUUCUAUGAAAGAAGCACCCAUGUGUUCCUGCACCUUAAUGUAAGGAUGCAGCUAAUUUCUCCCAUGCUAAAAUUAAAGUGAGAGAGAAGUUGUAUACCCUGUUUUCCUGAAAAUAAGACAGGGUCUUAUAUUAAUUUUUGCUCCCAAAGAUGCUCUAGGUCUUAUUUUCAGGGGAUGUCUUAUUUUUCCAUGCAGAAGAAUUCACAUUUAUUGCUGAACAACAAAAUGAACAUUUAUUAUAUACUGUAAAGUAGUUGUCAUCACAAACCAGCAUAACCAGACAAACUGUGAAUCCUAUCAAGAAUUUCUUGUUACUACAAUUAUUUACAUGUACAACAAUCUAUGGUACCUCUUGCAGUUUAGAUUUCACAAGGUUUCCACACUGAUUUCUCUCUAUUCUAGUUUCAAUGUAGUCAUGAAUGAUGAAUAAUAAUAAUAAUAAUAAUAAUAAUAAUAAUAAUAAUAAUAAUAAUAAUAGAAUAAUGAUAUAAUGAUAUAAAAUAUAUUAAUGGGAUAAUAUGAAAGGAUAUAAUAAUAACAGAAUAUGAUAAUAAUAUGGUAUUAAUAGGAUAAUAUAAUAAUGGAUAUAAUAAUAACAGAAUAUUACAAUAAUAUAAUAAUAAUAUGAUAAUAUAAUUGAAUAAUUGAAUAAUAUAAUAGAAUAUAAUGACAUAAAAUAUAUUAAUAGGAUAAUAUAAAAUGGAAUAUAAUAAUAAUAACAGAAUAUAAUAAUAAUAUGAUAAUAUAAUAUAAUAAUAAUAUAAUAAUAUAAUAAUAAUAGUAAUAGAAAAAUAUAAUAUAAUGAUAUAAAAUAAAUUAAUAGGAUAAUAUAAUAAUGGGAUAUAGUAAUAAUAACAGAAUAUGAUGAUGAUAAUAUGGUAAUAUAAUAAUAAUUUAAAAUAAUAAGUUUCAUGGCAUAGGAAUAAGAAUGGGAGGAGAAUUCCAAUGCAUCCUGUGCCUUUAAGAAGAGAAAGAGCAGGGAUGAAUGGAAAGGGUGUUCAAGCCCUCCUCCUUCCCUCCCACCCUCCCUCGCCCUGGCUCCAGGAGCCAAUCAGAAGCCUCUGGGGCGAAGGGAGGGUGGCCAGGACGGAGCCGUGUUUUGGAAGGAAGAAACAGAAGCAGCAGUGAGGGAAGCUUCUUUGAGCCGUGUAUAUGCAUUGGCGGCUGGGGGACAGGUGGGGGGCAAGGCAAGGCCAGCCACGGAGGGACAGAAAGCAAGCCCUCUCCCUUCCUCCAGUGCGUAUGAAUGCUGCUCCUGCCCUGCAGCCAUGCUUCCCAAUGGUACUCUGCAGCAGCUUGGAAGGUCCCAUUCUUAUUUGCUAGAUCUUACUUUAGGGGGAGGCCUUAUAUUUGGCAAUCCCUCCAAACCUAUACUAGGUCUUAUUUUUUGGGGAGGUCUUAUUUUAGGGGAAACACGGUAGCUUCUUUCCUCAGAUUUGGACUCUAUGCUGUCAUAGAUAGUUGCCUUAUAUGCAGCACCAGGCAAGUUCAGUAUUUUCUGCUUCAGAGAGAGUGGACUUGUAACCUUUCACAUAUUCUCACAUCACAAUUCCUACCAACCUGGGACUGAUGGGAGCUGGAAUCCAACAAUGCAAAUGCAUACAGGUUCCACAAGUGUCCCCUCAUCUAUGAUGAGACUAAUGAGCUCAUCGCACUAGCAAUUUAAAGAGUAGGUAAAGUGUGUGCACCUGCUUUCAAUCCUGUGGCUGCCUCUUGCAGAAUUCGGGGGUUUGAAGUUUAGUGAGACUGGGAAGAAAACCUCUCUGACUGAUAAUUGCAAAGGCCCCUGACUAAUCUACAAACCCCAGUAUUCUGCAGGAGGCAAUCAUAGGAUUGGAAGCAAAUGCACACACUUUACCUACUCUUUAAAAUACUAGUUUGGUGAGGUUGUAGCUUACAUAGUUAGAGUGGGAGGAGUAGCAUUAAUUCUCAGGCAACCAAGGUGUGCGAACAAUCAGAUUUGAGUGGCAUCCCUAAGAAUGUAGCAUGAUCUUAGUCUUUCAAAGUGGGAAAUAAAGUUAAUAAAUUGGAAUGGAAUUCUAAUGUGCAUGGACAUAUGUGAUGAGAAUCUGCAACCACCCAUGAGUCAAUAAGACAGCAAGGGUAACUGCCAGAUAGACUCUCCUUCCUUAUAUUUGGGGAGGAAAUAUCAGUAUGACAGUAAACCUACUAUUGUAUUAAUUAAAAUGUGUGCAUAUGUAUACACAACAAUAUUUCCUGUGAUAGACUUUCUGUCAUCAGAUAUGCAACAAAAGAAUAGACAAUUCAUGAUUUAAAUGAAUAAAUAUAUGCAGUUUCUGAGUCAGAAAGACCUGUAUAAGAGACUCAACUAUCAGUUUAAAAACUAAUUUUUGUGCAAAUGUGUUUGCGUGCACUUGGGAGAUAGAAUAGAUGGGAUGAAAAGAUAGAGAUUGAGACAUUAAAUACCUAGAAAAUCUUGUUGUAAGUAACUGAGUUGUAAGCCAUGUUUUUAAUUUGAAAAGAAUAGUAUGGAUAUAAUGUAUGAUUCCACUUCAUGUAAUUGCAUUCUGCUUACUUAAUAUUCCCCUUGCAGUUUUCACUAAAGGAAACAGCAACAGCAACAGCAAUUAUUUGCCUUCCCCUGCUCAAAUUGGUGGAUGGGAAGUGUGGCUGCUAGUGAAUGGCGGAUGAGUUUGUGAAUGGUUGAUGAGGCCUCUGACACGCUUUGCAUGAUGUAAUAUACUUUUUAAGUGUAAAAUGUAUUGGCUGGUUUCAAGAAUCUAAUUUCACUCCCUUUUUAUUCCAAAUGAAGCUUGCUCUGAGGCCUUUCUCCAGUUACAAAUAAGCCAAGGAUCCAAAAGGGAUUUGUUCUAUUGUAAAUGUGGCUACAUUGAGAAUUUCAUCUUCAUUACACCUUAGCCCAGCACUAAACAGAAUAUAUAAAGCAAUUCUUCUAAUAAAAUAAUCAUUCCUCCAAAGUUAGUCAAAUCUUUGUCCCAGAGAAGAUCCUAUCUCUAAAGUUAAUCCUGCAUUAUCAGAAGCAUCAGAAAUCUUUUAUUUUUGCUUUGAUCAUUAUAUCUUUGCCUAAUUUUGCCCUGACUCACAAUUCUGCACAGAGGGUUUUUGGCUGAGAAUUCUAGAAAUUGUAAAACAAAAAGGUAUUUUUUUUCUAAGCUCUGAUUUAAAUUAGCACCAAAACUCUCUGAAUUAAGAAUAGACAACUAUGGCUGUCCAGAUGUUUUUUGUUUGAAUUUUAAGCAUAUCAUAUGUAACCAACAUGAAUGAUGGCGAGAAAUUAUAGGGAUUGCAAUCCAAAAUGUCCUGGAAAGGCAUAAGCACGCACCCUUGCCUCAAGUUAGAUGCAGAAAGAAGUACUGAAUAUAUUUUCCAAGCAAAAUCAAUUCUUGAGUGUUCAAGAACCAUGAUAAGGAAAAUUCUUCACUGACAAAUUUCUUCAGUUUGGGAUUUAUUGUGUGUAGAAUCUGCAUGCGGUAUUUACAGAAUUUUCUGCAGUAGAAACAGUAUUUUUUUCCUGCAUGAAACAAUAUUUUCAAACAGAAUUUUUUUUCAUGCACAGAAAAUACUGUUUUCUCUCAAAAACAUGUGAGGUAUUUUUCCACAUUAUGAGUUCAUAACAGCAUUUUCUUGCAGGAAACUGUUUUAUCUGCAUGGAAAAUAAUAUUUCUAUAUAGCAGAUCGUUUCCUUUAGAGAAAAUGGGUUUUGCACAGAAUGAGGUCCCAAAUUGCAAAAGGCCCUAAACUAUGACUAACUGAAAGAACAAAUUUGGUUAAGCUUUCAUGGGCUUCCCAGAGCACUUUUAGCUGAGAUUAUUGACAUUGAAGAAGUUGGAUACUUGAAGAAAUGUGUUAUUUCUUUCCUGGAUGAUGAUCAUAAAGAUCUUCACAGUAUUAAACUUCUACUUUUGACCCUAAGUACCUUCCUGCUACUGCUCCAACUGAUAUUGCUCUAGGUACACAAUGGGAUUGUGAUUUGGCCCUACCACACAACUGCAGUUUCUGCUUUGACCUGGAAUAUAUGGCAGUGUGGACUCAGAUAACCCAGAUCAAAACAGAUAUUGUGGGAUUUUCUGCCUUGAUAUCCUGGGUUAUAUGGCUGUGUGGAAGGGCCCUUGGUCUUUAUCACUAACGAUAAUACAAAGCAAGGGUGAUUAGCAGCUGUUGAUAUAGUAGCCUUCUCUUCUCAAAAUCCAUGAAUUUGCUUAAUCUUCCAUUUAAGUUUGCAAAACCUUGCAUAAGAAUAUUCUUAUGUUCAUCAUAGGGAGGAAAUUCUUCAUUAAUUUUGUUCUUGAAAGAAGUAAUUCAAUUAUUAAUUUACCAAUUGUAUUCUGGCUGGAAGAAAAUAUUUCAGAGUUCAGUUUUUUCAAAGGUUUUUCACCAUUCAAAACAAGUUCUGUGUAAAGGAAAUUGUGGUGCUUUUAUGUAGGAAAAAUUUUUUUUGGUAGAGAAAACAGUAUUUUAUGUACAGAACGUAAUAUUUCCUGUACAAUAAGUGCACUUUGCUUUGCAAAAAUACCAUAUGUGAAAUUUGCACAAUAUUCUUGCCUAUACUAGAUUCUCCUUGACAUAUUGGAGAAACGUAUUUUCCACCAUUUUUUGGAAUAUUUUCUGGAUAUUAUUUAAUUAGAAAUAUGGGAAGAAAGAUGUGCUUCAAAAAAUGAAAUAUACUGCCUUUUUGUUUCUGUAUAUUACAGCAUCAUUGAAAGGAGUCCUUUCCUCUGAGGCAGUUUGACUAAGAGAAUUCAUCCCCAGGGGUUGGAAGACAUUAGCUCUCCUUGAAUUAAAAGAUUAGAGAAAUAGUACAAGGAUUUCUGAGAUUGGGGUCAGGUUCCUCUAUUGAUGUUUGCUCUAUAUUAUGCUGUCUAUUUUUGUCUCUGCCAAAAACAUCUGUUGAUGUUGUCUGGACUUCCCACUGUAAAUAUAAAAGACAGAUCAAGGAUUAAAACUAUCUUAAAUGGAGUCUUACCUCACCUGAAGAUGUUGAUUCAUAGCAUGGAAGAUACUCCUAGAUCUAUUUCUUAACCUGAUUGUCUAUAUUUCUGCAGUGGCCAGAAGCUCAUUUAUGCACUUAAAGUUCGUGCUAGUAGAGACGUCUGAUCUAAUCAUGAUGACACAUGCAUUAGUUACAUCCAAUUUGGAUUACUUUAACACUCACUGCAUGAUGAUGCCUUUAAAAAGCAUUCAGAAACUCCAGCUGGUUCAAAGAGCUGUUAGCUGAGGCUACAGGGAAUGCACAACAGCUCCAGAAGGUAUCCGUCUGUUCCCAGACACAGUUCAAAGUACUGGUUAGGACAUGUAAUGCUGUUUAUGGCUUGGGUCCAGGUUGUAUCAAGGACUAUAUCCUUCUACAUGAUCCCGGUUAGGUUUUGAGAUCCUUGGGAGAAGCUUAACUCUGCCCCACAACCUUCACAGGUAAUGGCUGUUGGAGGAGGAACAGUUACUCAGAAGUUUGCCUCUGAGGAUGCCUGUCAUAGAUGUGGGUGAAAUGUCAGGAGAUAAUGCUUUUGGAACAUGGCCAAACAGCCCAGAAAAUGCACAGCAACCCAGUUACUCCUAUGCUCUGGAACUCACUUCCUAGGAAAUCUAUUAUGUGUUUUGUGGGACCAUCACCACCAUCAUCAUUUUCAUAAUCUCCCUUGGUUUUCUCAAUCUCUUUUAAAAAGUGUGAUUUCUGGAGAUCAAGCUCAAGCCAAGGCUAUGCUGUUUAUUGUUUUCAUCUUGCCAAGCAGUAUGGAGAAGUAAAAUCAAAUACAAGGCAGUUUUGCACCUACCCCUAACCCCAUGUUAGGAUUUCUGUGAUAUCAUGGCAUUCCACAACAUGAGUUGGAUGGUAUAACUAAAUUCCUACUAAUUUGCUUUUUUAACAAGAAUUUACCAGAAUGUGACCAUGUUAUAUUUAGGAAAGAUUUUUUUAAAAUCAAGGUAGAAAAACCAAAACUGAAAGAUUUGUCUCCCUAGGCCCAGAGUUCUCAGUGCUUGAGGUUCAAAUUUCUGAAUAUUCCACCAAUUAGUGCUGAAUUUAAUUAUGGUUAACAUUUUCUUUUCUUUUAUAAAAAAAAGGGACUAUAUUUUUAAUAUGUAGAUGGUAGGCAAAUACAACAUAGUCUUUUCUGUGUUUGUGAAAAUUGCAGAGUAUCCAAUUUUGAAUAAUGAAAUUUACACAUUUCUUUCUAUUAGUUUUUUAUUGGCUGCAAAUGAAAUAAAAAUUGACAGACUUUCCUAUUGCUAGUAAUUUCUAGUCAUGUGCACAGAAUCAAUUUCUCCCAUUUCAUUCGUUUCUUUCAUGUCUUUCGUUUCUUCGGGAGCAUGAAACAGGAAAACUCCUCCCGCUACAGAAAUCAACUGGGCACGAAAGCAAGCAGGAGCGGGUCUUGGAACCUGGCCUGAUUUUUGGCAUCAUGGAGUAAGAGGCACUUGGCUGCAGGCCGUGGCAGGCGUGGGUUCUCUGGUCCUGCCUGCACACCACACACGCAUUUUCAUUCCAAGAAGAGUGUGUAUGUGGCAUGCAGGAGUGCCCGUGCCUGCCAAGGCUAAGAAGAGCAGCCUCCUUAAAGCGCAUGCUGGGAAGGGGAGCCUGGGUGGGAACACCCCCCCCCCAAUCAUGGGCUGAUAGAAAACGGAUCUUUCAGCACCAAAAAGUGAAAACAGAUAUCGGCCCUCCCAAUUUUGGGAGUCUCCCAAAAAACAGAUUGAGGUCCCAACCGAAAGUUGGGUUAGGGUUUAUAACAAAUGCAAAAGUCUAAUAAAUUCUUGAAGAAGCAAUUUUUUUAGUGUGGUUUUUCUCUGUACUAUAUUGUGUUUGUUUCAUAGCCCCAUUUCGUAACCCCCCUGGCCUUUUAUAUUGUCAUCCAAGCCCUUCUACUUCUUUUCAGACCUAUCCCAAGUGUGAUAUGAUAUGAUCUGCAAUCCUAGCUGUGCACAUCAGUGAUUUUGUCAGAGCCUGAUCUAUGGAUCUGAAGUGGAGCGGAUAGACCCAGGUGUCAUUUCUGUACACCAAGACAUGUAAUUAAUCCUCCCUACCUCCACCUCUGCAUUCACUUUGCUGAGUCCCCAUUGCAAAUGUUUUCUCUCAGAGAUUGUAUUUACAUUUUAUUCAUGACUCUAUCAGGAUUAAUUUCAGUGUUUCAUGUUGCCUGUAAAUCCUCAUACAAUAUGAAUGAAGCAGCAGCUGCUGCAUGCUGGCAGCGUGGGCAUUCCAAGGGCACAAACACGCCUGCAUCCGCUUACUAUAAACACUUUUAAAUCUGCUAUUCUGUGGACCAUAAACUAGACCACGGCAGAUUAAAAAGAAUAUCUGUUGCAACCACCCCCAAAUGCAAAAUCUUCCUUCAGUGAUUCACAUGACUGUCUGAAAUUUAGGUGAAAGAUAAGUAACAACCAUGGACAUGAGAAUUUUCUCUUUCUAUAUAUUUUCAAUCUUGGCAGUGUAAAACUUCGUAGAAUGUCUUAUAAUUGGCAACAUCAGAGAAUGAAUCUGAUUCACACUAGAUUUUAUUUUUCUAAGCCAGGCUUUUCAAAGCAGGAGUAGCAGCUGGUUUAUAAACAGCAUACUAGGCAUAUAUUUCGGUGCUGGGUACAUUCUCUCUCUUCACAGUCCUAGACAGCCAACAAAAUAGGAAUGUAACAAGUCUGUAAUAGGCUACAUAUCAAUUGCUAGAGAGCUCACAUGUCCAUUAUUGAGGCUGUAAGAAUGUCUUAUGGCCCAUAACACCAGAUCCAAAAUCUGUGUUAGAGCAUACAUCACAUUUUGCUUCUCCUAUCUUAUUUUAAUAUUUUAAUGAAUAACAUCAUUUUUAGUAGUCCAUUAAUACCCGAUGAGCCAGAGUCGGACACAACUAGACUUAAUGUCAGGGGAAAACCUUUACCUUUACCUUUAAGCCUAGACUAAGCCAUAACUCAAUAUCUAAGUAUGAAUAACCUCAGGUUAGAAUAAUAUAGACAAAGCUUUUGGAACUUUAGAUCUCAGAAUCUAGCAGCCAUAGUGGCUACUGACCAAAUUGACUUUGCCAUACUUCAAUAUGUAUCUCCAUUCCCUUUUUGAAAUCUGGAUAUAGCCCCAUGGCACACAUCCUAUAUUUCAUUGGUGACUUAGCAGUGUAGAAUUUAUUCAUUGGUGUGCUCUUACACCAGGCUUCAAAAUUAUCCAGUCCUUCAGUUGUUUGAACUUUUCUCAUCAUUACAGUCUAACAUGAUCUGAAUAGCUUUUUGAUUCUUGCUUCUGUUUUAUACUAUAUUCUAUAGUCAUUAAAUUGGAUUGUUAGAAGUAAUGUACUUCUGUGGUUUGCUUGAUGAGAUUACUGUAGCUGUUAUGUACACAAUUGUAUCAGUGUAGUUAAAACUCAUUUCAAUUUAAGAUUUGUUUACUUUGUAAAUUUGAUUCUUCUACACCCCCUUAGACACACAAGCUGUCAUUGAGGUGGAGAAUCUGCUGCAGUCUGUUAGGCACCAGGUUUCAGUCUGGGGUUUACAGAAACUAUAAGGUGUUAUCUGUGGUGCUGAACCCUAGCCCUCAAAUAAAUUGGCAUAUUUGGCAUUGAGAUUAAACCUCAAAAUAGAAUCACCAUCCCAUUGAUAUGGAAGCUAUCAAAUAGCACUGGUUGAAACUCACUACAUGAUCCACAUGGUGAGUUCAUGAUGAGAAAUAUAAAAGAUGACAUAAUAAUGGUGCCACAUCUAUAUUGAUUCUGGAUCAGUGGUUCUCAACCUGGAGUCCCCAGAUGUUUUUGGUCUUCAACUCCCAGAAAUCAUAACAGCUGGUAAACUGGCUGAGAUUUCUGGGAAUUUUAGGCCAAAAACAUCUGGGGACCCCAGGUUGAGAACCACUGUUCUGGAUGGAAAACUAAGGAAAGUUAUCAAGAAUGAAAGGACUGCUUUUAAUAAAACAUUGUGGGAAGAGAAUGAGUUUGUUUCUUUGUAUCCUGCCUUUCUCCUAAUACAGAAUCCAAGGCAUCAUAAAUUAAAAUAGAAUACAGCUAAAACCAAUCAGAACAGUAAGAGCUAUAUAAAAAUGUAUUCAGCCACCAGAUGCACUAAGGCAUUUUCAUGGGGUGGCCAAACAGAGAGGAGAAGGGUCAUUUGGUCAUUUAAAAAAGAUUGUACUGAAGGAAAUUUUAAUAAGAGUAGUAGAAUAAUCAUUGAGGGAGGAACACCUUCCUUUGCCCCCAAUGGUUACAUCUCUGAUUAAAACAGCACUGCUUUUUUUCAACAACAACAAAAAUCAACAGAUGACGGGGAAAAGGAUAAUUAUAUGAAUAAACAUUUGGAAAAACAACAAUUUCUCUGUUAUGGGUUUCCUUUAUGACCUGAGCAAUCUAUGGGCAUUCUCUUCUGCUUCACCUGUUCACCACAUCAUAGUGCAUGUACUCCAUCAGUAUACAGCUAGGUCAGGCAUGUUUCAAACAGAAAGGAAUAAACACAAGUGCAGUCUUGGCAUCAAAACCAUAGUCCAACAGUAGUGUUUAAAGUCUCCUGGUUAGAAUAGGGCGUGCUGUCCCUUUCGUGGUUAAUGACCUCUUCCUCCUCCUCUUAGUCAGGUGACAGUCCUUCCACUGGGUUGUUGUAUGUAUUCCGGGCUGUAUGGCCAUGUUCCAGAAGCCAUACAGCCCGGAAUACAUACAACAACCCUGUGAUCCCAGUCAUGAAAGCCUCCGACAACACAUAGUCCUUCCACUCUUCACACCUUCUCUAAGCUGAUGAUAAUUAAUCACCAAUCUGUGCAGUUGCUUUUCUCUACAAGAGUACCACUUGGAUAAAGCAAGAGCUGCUGAUUGGGGUCAGGAAUGAUUGAAGGACAGAAGCUUGCCAGCUCAGACUUACAAAUAUAAAAGGGCCAGGUGGACCCGUAGUACUUUAAGAUAAAGGGCAUUCAUUAUGUUGUGUGAAUAAGGGGGGGGGGGGGGGGGGAGAGAUAUAUGACCUGUCCCUUAAUAAAGGCAUCUGGGGAAACCAUGCAAUUUUGUUCAAGAUAAAAAGACCUCUUAUGGACUAGUGUGAUAGCAAUAGAAAUUCAUAUAAUAUAAGAAAUACAGCCUUCACAUCCAAGCAAAUGUGGUUGGCUGUGUAGAUAGGAAAGUAAACUUACUAAGAUGACAAAUCUCUAGGUCUCUUAAGGUAUAUUUUCACCAUAGAAACAAUGCAGAUUGACUCCACUUUAACUGCCAUGGCUCAAUGCUAUGGAAUCAUGAGAGUUGUGGUUUACUAUACCUUUAGCCAUUCUGCCAAAGAUUAUUGGUGCCUAACUGAACGAUAACUCCAAGGAUACCAUUGAGCCAUGUCAGUUACAGUGGUGCCAAACUGCCUUAAUUCUACAUAAUAGAUGCACCUAUAGUCAUGGUGGAUACAUGGAACCUUCAUAUUUAUAGAGUUAAUAAUAAUAAUAAUAAUAAUAAUAAUAAUAAUAAUAAUAAUAAUAAUACAUUUAUUACCCACCUCUCCCUGAAGCUCAAGGCGGGGUACAACAUCACUAAAAUGAGAUAAAACACUACCAUACACACAUACAACAAGAUACAGAGUUAAAUUACAAAUUAAAAUCCACUGAUGAAAUGCAGAUUCAAAUUAAUAGGAAGCAUGAAUACUGAAUACCAGUAUCUGGGCUUAAUGUCUUCCCUCUAGGUUUCUUGUCAGUCUCUUGUAGGCAAUUGUGUUAUAAAAGUCCUGUUCCUGUGAGAUUCUUCUUAUGUGCCUGUCUUCUCUUAACAUAACACUUCUCUUACAGAAUGAAGGGAAUUUUGAAGAAUGUCACAUGAAUUCCACAUGAAUGUUAGGAAAGGGAAGAUGGUGAUUGUCCAAGUGCUUUGAUGUCAUGCUUUUCUUGCAGACAAAUAUGGUUGUGUCAUGUUGUGUUGGGAUCAUGGAAGCCACAGCAGUGCUGCUGCUGUUCCAAUUCUUCUCUGUUUAAGAAACCCUUCAAGGGGAGACUUAGUUUAAAAAAAGAAAGAAAGAAAAGAAUUGAUCAUAGCACAGAAAGGAGCCACAGAAAGGCUUCUCUCAUGGAACAAGAUGGAGCAACACUAUUGUGGCCUCUCUGUUGCUGGAUAUUAGAGUUGGAUUUAGACUGCAAUAGAUACCUUUGACAUAAGCUCUCACUAAACAGUUGUACCUCACUGAACUGUCAAAUCCUGUCAGAUCUCUUGAGCUAAGCAAGGUCAGAUGAUGCCACUGCUUAGAGAAGAUGACUUCAUGAGAAAGCCAACGUUCCGAUGCCUCAAUACGUGGCACACUUCCCUUAUAAGACAGCUGCAAGCCUUUGGCCCUGGAGAAAACCCGGGCUUUAAAUUGCCUCAGUAUAUCAGAGUUCUCACAGAAAACUCAAUUCCCUACCAGACCAGUGCUUUUGAUCUCAUUUUCACUUUCAUCAUUGUCAGAAACCACCUCUGUCUUUUGGCGUUCUUUUGCUAGUGUUGUGCCAAAAUCUGUCUUCCCGCAUCCUCUAUGAAUAAGUCUUCAGUUUUCCUCCUUAUUCUGAGUGUCCCUUAGAUACUUCAUGAUAUUUUUUUAACUUACUUUAUUGUUCUGAAUCAGAUGAAGGGCUUUGUGUAAUUUUUCUCCUUUCUUUAUAUGUCUCUGCAUUGCUUUAUACUUAGCUUCCCCAGCUACUUCUACUUCCAUAUUUUUAAAAAUCCCAAUGGGGAGGGGAGUUGCUUUAUUAUUCCAACCCAUUAAGUUUCAAUGGAGAUGUGGGAUCUGAGGAAAGUUCCGCAUCUCUGGCCCCAUUUAAACUGCCACAUAAUUUUGUUUGAAAUUGCUUUGUAUGGUCAAUGUAGACUCCUAUAAUGCAGUUCAAUGUAGCCAAACUGCAUUAAUAUGAGUCCACACCUACCAUAUAAUAUAAUGGGGCCCCUGAAAACGCAUUCUAAAGCAGUUUCAUGCAGUCCCCUUCCUUCAAUUUCCUUCUCUGAAGUAUUUUGAAAGAAAUUCAUUCCUUAUCAGAAGUGAAAAUGGUCCAAAAUGUGGAAGAAAUAUUACUUUUCUUGCUAAACUGAAGAAUUAUUUUUGUGCUACCAGCAACAUUGUGGUUUCAAAAGAUUCAAGUACUAUAUUCAAAAAGGAAAAGAGCAAAAAAACAAAAACAAAACCUAAGUAAAUGUGGCAGCUUGUAACCAACAUAAGAGGGAAAUACCUGUGUACUAAAAACACUCCCAUUCUUUCCACAAUAAGGAUCACUAUCGGCAUCCCUUCCUUGCUUAUCAUUACAUAUUGUUAAGACUCAUGGUAAACUGCUGUAUGUAUUUUCUCUGCAAUAAUAGUCUAUCUUCUGCUGAUAUUUAAAGCUGGUGACAGAAUGCUGUCUGGGGUUUGCUUUUCAGAGCUUAUUACUUUUGUUUUGCUACUAGACAGAGUCGGUUGCUAUCUCACAGAAAUGAAUUAAAGUGUCAUAAAGGGUUGCAAAUUAAUUUCAUUAUUAUACUUGAAGCUCCUAGAGAAAGUAAGUCAACCUUUGCAUGUUCCUGUACCACUUUGAUACAAUUGUACCAAAACAAACAAACAUACUGAAGCUACAUUACACGGUGUACAUGCAUACCUUUACACAGAAAUGUUUGGAAUUGCAUCAUAUACUCUCCAAUUAAAUGGAUCAUUAAGGAAAGAGAACUCGUGGGUCAUCCUUUGAUAUUUAGACAUGGGCUGAGUUAAUCAGGAAAGAAGAACCAUGGGGUAUCUGGAAUUGAUCACAAGAAUAUCAGAUAUAAUUACCAUCUGUGUUAUUUUAAUUUACUGGUCAUAUCUUUUACAAUCUUCUUUAUAUUUGAGAUAUAAAAUUUCUGAACAAUAAUAAGAAUCCACACUGUGUUACGUAGAAUAAUAUAAACAUAUGUUUUAGAAAAUAUGAUUAAUUUUUGGCUUAUCCUUGGGUUCAUCUACCAUUUAAUAGAUUUUCUCACCAGUACCGAAGAAAACAGUUUCACUAUGUAUGCAGAACAUUACAUAGAAAAUCCUGGGAGGUGAUUACACAAACUACAGAGCACUGAUGCAUGUAAAGGGCUAUUUUUGUGAACUUUUGUGGAAAUUUAUUGUUUGGUAGCCACAAUUUGAAGCUAACUUUGAAUUUCAUUAAAUGCUCAGUAUAGAGAAAACCCUUGUUAAUGUAUUGAAUUGAAUUAUCUUCUAUUUUAGCAUAGCUCCCAAGGAAGGCCGACUCUGAUUGUACUAAUCAAAUGACUAUCAGCAUGUGAAGCUUUGUCUCCUGAUUUGCUUUGACUUUUCAUUCGUGCUCAUCAGUUCUUUCCUUUGUCCCAAGUAUAGCCAGCUGCACACUCCUCUGCUGACCCCACUGUGCAGAAUCUUUUAAAGACUGUUUAAGUGUUCGCACAUGUCUAGAUGAGAAGCAAAUCCUGCAUGGUGUUUCCUAAUACCCAAAUCAUACUGCUCUAUUCUUUUAAAAAGAUAAUAAAUAUUACACUGAUUUUCUCAGUCUAGCACAAAAAGCACAAGCAGUGCUAUAGACCACAAUAUGCCUUUCUUCCCAAGUUUGUCUGUGUUGGCAUAAGCUUAAAUUUGGCAAGCUACCCAUGCUGUUAUUAGCCCUGGAUAUAAAAUGAUUCCGAGUAGCUAGACAUCACAGAAAUCUAUAAAGAAGGCAGACAUCUUUCAAUUACAUCAGUUUUUGAACUGAAAUGUUUCCCAAAAAUUAGCCUGUUCAACCUGGUCAAUAUAGCCUCACACUGGGAGAAAGGCAGUACAUCCACUUAGCCACCCACACGUAUGUAUCCAACUGGUCAACUCCAUUUAAUUUUUCCUAUUUUGUUUAUUUAUUUACUUCAUUUAUUUUUAGUAUAUUACAUGUUUUGUCCAAAUAGACUCUUAAUGGUAAUUUCCCAUAAAAUUUACAAAAGUACAGUUCAAAUAAACAAAAGAGUUUAAGAAGGAACCAGGAAGUUAGUGGCUUCUGUGUCUGCAAAAUGAUGAAUCUUCAGUAGAGUUUAGUCUGGACCUUGAAAGAGGUAUCCCACAUAAGUUCCUAAAAUGGCACCUAGAAUGGUUCCUUUAAAGUCUGAAAGAAAACCAGAGCAGAUUCACUACUCAAUUUACAUGAGAGGUAACAGCUGCCACUGGAGAAUUCAUCCUUUCUGUAGCAAGAACAAACAAGAAUGAUGGCAGGCAUCUUGACUAACAUGCCUGUAAUUUAUCAUCCAAGCAUAGAAAGCAGGGCCACAGGUGUUUUUAAUUGUGAUUUCCAAUAGCCAUAGUAACUUGAUAAAUGUUCCAAAAUGAGAUGCUGCCAAAGAAACGUAUUAGAUAUGUGUCUCCCAAAGACAACAAAAGAACCCAAUAUUUAUAUCUUAGUUUGCUAUUAUGUGCCUUUAUGUUGACUCAUAGGAUUUCUUGGUAAGAAAUGGAGGCUUGCCAUUACCUCAUUCUAUGGCUGAGGUAGUAUGGCUUGCCAAAGAUCACUCAGAGCCCUUCCACACUGCCCUAUAACCCGGUAUAUCAAGGCAGAAAAUCCCACAUUAUCAGAGUGUGGACUCGGAUAACCCAGUUCUAAGCAGAUAUUGUGGGAUUUUCUGCUUUGACAUUCUGGGAUAUAAGGCUGUGUGGAAGGGCCCACAGUGAGCUUUACUGACUGAGCAGGGAUUCAAACCCUGGUCUCCCAGAUUCAUAGUUUGACAUACAAACUGCAUUUACCUUUAGUUUACAUGUCAUAAUACAAAUUUCAAAGUAGUUACCAGAGUUUAAAUAACAUUACAAAACACAUAUGAGGAAAAAUAUGAUCACUGAGCAUAUAUAUGUGUGUCUUCCAUCUGCUAUCCUUUUUUAACAGUUUAUAGCCAAUUUCAAGGUUUCUACUCUCCUUUUUCUUUUUCUUUUUCUUAUUUUGCAUCUGCAUCUUUAAAAUAGAGUUGGUCUAAAUGACCAUUCAAACAAAGAAUGCUUUCCAGUGGAAGACUGCCUUCUGACACCCCUUCAAACAGAAGGUUGACUUCUUUAAAGUGUGACACCUGGUUAUCUAAUCCCUGUUGCAUCCGAAUGAGGCUUGCUGCAUUCUCUUUUAGGCCAUAUUCCGCUUUGAAGUCUUCUUUGGUGGCAGUAUGGAAUGGCAGAAUGACAUUCCUUUAACAGGAUAAUGCAGGCAGGCAACCUGGUGCCCUCUAGGUAUUUUAGACUACAAAUCCCAUAAUCAUGACCAUUGGCUAUACUGGCUUUGUCUAGUGGGAGCUGCAGUCCAUCUGGAGUUUUACAAGUAGUCUACUCUCUUAGGAAACAUUAUCUAGGCAAAAGAACAUUUUGUGAGCAUGUUUGAUGGUUUCACGUCUUUCCUAUCACUGUCUCUCAUUACAGUUUUUAAUUUGUCUGGAUUCCUUUGCAUACAUUAACUCUUUGCAUACACUCGCUGCUCCCAUGGUGGUCUGUGUCCUUCCAGGACCACAGAAAUCCAGAUAAUUCAACAAACAGUGAGCCAAGGUUCUAGGGAUUUCUUUAUAGCAAAUAAACAAAACAGAUGGCCAAGGACAUAGACACCUCUUAAAAGGCCACACACUCAGAGUAAAUAUAACAAACGUUUAAUAAAUGAUAUUCUGAACCUAGGAACACUUAACUUCAGUGUUCCUAGUAAAAGUAAAUGUCUUUGCUUCAAAAAAAGGCAAAAAAUGCAGAAACAGAAAAUAAUCCGGAUUAUCCUGUCUGAUAAUCCGUCUUAACUCCAGCCAAAAGUUCACUGAAACUAUGGCACAGAAAGCCAGGAGAGGGCCAAAUGCACACCCGUAGCAAAAGCAGCCGACGUCAUCAUCCAAAAGCCAGGCCGAAUCCAGAAACCAAGGGAGAGCCAACCGGGAGUAGUGAUGUCGCCGUCAGGAGCCAAGCCGAAUUCAGGAACCAAAGGAGAACCAACCGGGAGUAGCGAUGCUGUCGUCAGAAGCCAAGCCAAAUUCAGGAGCUGAAGAGGAAGCCAGAGAACGCCAAGCCAGGAACGAGCGAUGCCAUCAUCAUGAGCUAAACCGAAUUCAGGAACACGAAGGGGAAGCCAGAGAAUGCCAAGCCAGGAACGAGCUAUGCCGUCGUCAAGAGCCAAACCAAAUACAGGAACACGAAGCUGUACAGCCAGGACCCAAGCCCAACAGGAGAACAGGCAGCGACAACCCAAUGUCCAAAAUGACACCUUGCCUUCUGCAAAAGAGUCUUUCCUUCCAACUCCACUUUUAACUUACGCAUUGUUAUCGGACGAUGAUGAGGCCUCCGCCCUGUCAUCAUUAUCCACAGUUGAUCUUGACCUCAUACGUGAACCUCGUCCAUCAUCCCUCCAGUCCCUCCAUCUUUGUUCAAGACUUAGAUCUCCCCAUGUCCCUGGUGUAUCAGUAGCUUGCCAAUCCCCUGAUGCACCCCCAGAAACUGGCUCUGCGCACACAUUUACUUGAGUCCAAUCUGCAGCACUUUCUAUCUCACUCCCAGACCCAUCAUUCCCAGAAAAACCCUCAAAUGUUUCAUCUUCCGUGGGAGCAGUGAGUAGAUCCCAGAUCUUCUUCCUUUCCCUUUCCUUAUCUGACUCUUGCUCCCAAGUUGACCUUUUAGUUCCUCUACUCUCUGUUAACCCAUCUUCCUCCAGCAUGGACUCCUCGUCGCUAGAGAACCCUUCAAACGUUUCUUCCUCAGAAGGAGCCAUAAGUAUUUCCCGGACCCGCUUUGCUUGCUGUUCCUCAUCAAACACCUGCUCACCAUUAGCCCUUUUCCUCCUGCUAGCAGUAGUAGAACUAGUAGUAGAAUUAUUGCCCCCUGGCCCAACUACAACAACAUUUAUACAGUGUACAUAGUAGCAUUUUAGAAAGCUUUCAACUUCUAGCCAAGGAGAAAGGAUUCGAGCAUGCGGGCACAGAACAGAGCACAAGUACAAAGUCUCAAGAGCAAGAUUUCAAAAAACCACCAAUAACAUUCUUAAGACAUACAGCCCUAGAAUCAGAUUGUUUGAAAUUCUUAGUUCAAACUGAUAGCAUAAUAUUCAGAACCAAUCUGUACAGUGUUCCCUCACUACUUCUCAGUUUACUUUUUGCGGAUUCACCGUUUCGCGGUUUUUCAAUAAACUAAAAGACUAUUAUAAAUCAUAAAAAAUUACAAUUUACAGCCUAAGGAAGGGAGAAAGGAGAAGCCAAAGGGAGAGAAAAGGAGCCCAAGGGGCAACGGAGGAGAAGGAGGCGAUUUAUCAACACACAAUUGGUUGAUAAAGACUUAAAAUAGUGUAUAACUACUAAAAUAAUAUAUAAAUAUUAAAAUAUAGUGUCCCUACUUUGCAGAUUUUCACUUAUUGUGGGUGGUCCUGGAACCUAACCCCAGCGAUAAGUGAGGGAACACUGUACCAUUGUUUUGCACAGAAGAGCAUUUUAAUUCUUCAUAACUGUCUUUAUCAUGUGAUUAGUUUUAAGGGUUUUGUAGGUUUUUGUAAAUGCAGUUAUUAGCAUGGAAAGUUAUGUUGUAACAUCAGAUUUUACAGAAUGGCAGUGUUCAACUUCUAUCAAAAUGCUUGGGCUCUUAUUAGGUAUCCAAGGGUUUCCUGAGCACUCUUGCAAUGCUUAAAUCCCAUUGACUUUUCUCUAGGAGAAGUCCAGUGUAGAGUAUGUCCCUUGUUUUCUUCACCUUACUGUUUUAAAUAACUGUUUUUAUGAUGUUAUGUUGUUAUGCUGGGCAUGUCCCUGUUGUAAGCCGCCCCGAGUCCCUUUGGGGAGAUGGUGGUGGGAUACAAAAAUAAAUUAUUAUUAUUAUUAUUAUUAUUAUUAUUAUUAUUAUUAUUAUUAUUAUAGUAUAAACUACUUUGUUCCCCUUUCAUCCAGUUGAUAUAUUUCUGUCUUGGCAAGGUUUAUUGAAGAUACAGUAGGCCAACCUAUUAUUUAAACUUGUUGAAUGUGUUUUUUGUUUACAUGUAAAGAGCUUUGAAUGUCAUAGUAUUGCUCUGGGGGACUUCGAAAAUGCCUAGGACAUGUUCUUUCUUGGUCUCCAGUGCACUUCUAUAGUGAUAAUCUAUCAGAAGUUCCACUGAAAACUGACCAUGGAUUUGCACUAGAGGCCAAGAGAAAGCACUUCUCUAGGUAUUUUCUAGAUCCUUUGGAUUUAUUCUAUGGUAUGUUUAAGCAGGAAGUCCAAAGGUUCCAAAUUAUGUGAAUACCAUUUGAUGCAAAUUGAUCUGGAAUGGAUUCCUUAUGUAAUAUCUGGGACUACUGUAACUCAAAGAAAGAAAACUGCAUGAAGACACUGUCUUAAUAUUAUUAAGAUAAUGGUAGAAGUGAGAAAUGAUUUGCAUAUUUGCUGUGACUAAAAAAUCCUUGGUGUAUAUCCAAACUGUAAAACAGCAGCAGUUUGAGAUCACUUUAACUCCCAUGAUACCAUUAUUUGAAGUGUUGGGAUUUAGACCUUGUUGGGGUGCUUAGAAUUGUCUUGUGCACACCCCUAAAGGCAUUUUUCAGAGAACCUAGAAAAUGCUCAGAUAGGUCUUCCCCCAAAACUAAGUAUCUUACAAAACCGCAAAACUCAGGAUAGCUUGGAGUGGAGCCAUGACAGCUAAUGUCAAGAGUCAGACGCCAAUUAGCGAACAAAAAUAGAGUUUAUUCAGCAGAUAAGCCAAAAAGUAAUGUUAACACAGAAAAAACCUUGAAACACUUCACUAUCAGUGCUUCAAGAGCAGUUCAAACAAAAAUAUAAUUCAGCAACACAAGCAGGUAAAAACAAAGCUAAACAAACUUACUGCAAACUGCACUUUCUGAGUCCAAGCCCUGCCAGCCGGCUCUGUAGUUUUCAAAGGAACAGUUCCCAAAAGAAAACACCAAAUUGGUUAGGAAACAAACAAACAAACUAAGAAUGCAGUAGACUGCUUCCACAAUGUGGAUAAAGCCGAAGGCUCCAGAAGGAUGGUGAAAAGACGUUGUCCGGGAUUCCAAGGUCAGGUCAGGAGAUAACAGCGGUGUCCAAAGAGCAAGCCAGGAGUCAAAAGCCGAUAGUAGUCAUCAAUCACAGGGCGAAGGCAGUAGCAAGGUCAAAUUCCGAUCCAAGGUCUGAAGAGGGUGCAGUCAUCCAAAACAGGUCCACGACAAGACACAGCGAGAGCCAAGCUAGGUGAUAACAGCAGAUUCAAAUCAUAGUCCAAGUCCAGUCUUCAUGGAAACACAGAGAUCCCAAUGGCGCCUCAGCAACACCUUGCCACACGCAAAGUGCAGUGGCCAAACAUUCCCAUUUUAUUCCCCUUCCUCCUGGGUGACCAAACACUCACACCCAAACACCAGGUGUCCCAAAUCUACUCAGAAUCUGAGCUCCACACAGCUAGAGCUCGUGGAUCUGGAGUACCUAGCAAUUCGUCGGAGUCCCAAUCAUCCUGCCCACACUUAGCCCCAUGAACACUUAAAGAACCAUCCUCCCUUCUCCAAGCAUCCCAAUUGGGAUCAGCUCCUGCAGAAACCCCAGGUUCAGAAGUAUCCAUAGACCCCAAAUCCCCAGACAUCUCCGGUGGCUGUGCCCAUUCAGUGCCCGCUUCCCCAGCCACCACAUGUUCCUCAGCAUCCAUCUCCCCAUCUGAAUCUUCCUCAGAAGAUCCCCCAUAUAGCUCUCUAAGUCCCUUCCUGCGCAACUCCUCCAGUGAACCCUCAUCACGAGGGUUUUUUCUUCCUCUUCGAAUUCCAUCCCCAUCAACCAUAAUCCCCGAAGGUGCAGUCACAACAGCUAAGAUAGUAUCAAAGUGCUGUCAUUAUGUAAUGUGGAUAAAAGUGAGGUGACUGUCACGACCCAGGCUACAGAGCACCAAUAACCAUACACAGAGGCCAGAAUCUAUCUAAUAUCUUUAUUGAAGGAAUAUAUAAAGUUAAUAAAAACAAGUGUAGAAAAUAGUUCAGAAUUAGACCUUUCAGGAAAGGUCAGAAUUAGUCCAAAAA
Molecule: messenger RNA, 35171 nt
Organism: Anolis carolinensis (green anole)
Lineage: Eukaryota; Metazoa; Chordata; Lepidosauria; Squamata; Anolidae
Exons: 1
Coding region: 1-1686 (561 amino acids)
Molecular function (GO): cysteine-type deubiquitinase activity
Source: RefSeq, a predicted model, not a curated record